Messenger RNA from Trachemys scripta elegans, 854 nucleotides. RefSeq names its product zinc finger protein 771-like. Lineage: Eukaryota; Metazoa; Chordata; Testudines; Emydidae. Gene Ontology annotation, biological process: regulation of transcription by RNA polymerase II. The record is from RefSeq and is a predicted model, not a curated record. The coding region runs from base 120 to 854 and encodes 244 amino acids. Gene Ontology annotation, molecular function: DNA-binding transcription factor activity; RNA polymerase II cis-regulatory region sequence-specific DNA binding. The transcript has 2 exons.
GGAGGGAGACGCAGCGGACGCGGCGCAGGGACCCGGCUGCUGCUGCAGCGAAGCCCCCAGCCCAGAGGAGGCAGCCGCCGCCAUGGGCUAACCCGGCCGCCCCGGACCUCCCCUCCCCCAUGUCGGACGCCUCCCGCCCCAGCCGGGCGCCCGCGUUCCCGCGGCUGUGGGACCUGCGCCCCCACGCCCGCUCGUCCCCCCAGGGCCGCGGCUACGGCUGCCCGACCUGCGGCAAGGCCUUCGCCCGCUCCUCGGCGCUGCUCCGCCACGAGGCCGCGCACCGCGGCGAGAAGCCCUUCCGCUGCGCCGAGUGCGGCAAAGGCUUCGCCCAGGCGGCUCAGCUGGAGACCCACGGGCGGUCGCACACCGGCGAGCGCCCCUUCGCCUGCCCGCACUGUGCCAAGGCCUUCAUGUCCUCCUCCCACCUGGCGCAGCACCGGCGCACCCACUGGGCCGAGCGCAAGCACGGCUGCCCGCUGUGCGGCAAGACCUUCCUGCGCCCGUGGGACGUGGCCCAGCACCAGCGCUUCCACACGGGCGAGCGGCACUCCCGGUGCGAGCCCUGCGGCAGCGCCUCCGGCCCCGCCUCCCAGCUCACCGAGCACCAGCGGGUGCACACCGGCGAGCGGCCCUACCUCUGCUCCGUCUGCGGCAAGACCUUCGCCUACUCCUUCCUGCUGCGCCGUCACCUCAAGAUCCACACCGGGGAGCGGCCCUACCCCUGCCCCGAGUGCCCCAAAGCCUUCAAGACCUCGGGGCACCUGCAGAAGCACCGGCUGAUUCACACCAGGGACAGCGCGGCCGGGGGGAGGAGGCAGCGGCGGAAAAGGGAGGCGGGGCCGGGAGUGGAGUGA